This is a messenger RNA of Scheffersomyces coipomensis, 1143 nucleotides long. Its product is annotated as GTPase. The coding region runs from base 1 to 1143 and encodes 380 amino acids. The transcript has a single exon. Gene Ontology annotation, molecular function: GTPase activity. The record is from RefSeq and is a predicted model, not a curated record. NCBI's taxonomy places the organism in Eukaryota, Fungi, Ascomycota, Pichiomycetes, Serinales, Debaryomycetaceae.
AUGGCUCCUUCAACUGUGAUCUGUAUCGGUAUGGCCGGGUCAGGUAAGACUACCUUCAUGCAAAGAUUAAACUCACAUUUACAUUCUAAAAAGACUCCUCCUUAUGUUAUAAAUUUGGAUCCAGCAGUGUUGAAAGUUCCAUUCGGAGCCAAUAUUGAUAUCAGAGAUUCUGUCAAAUAUAAAAAGGUGAUGGAAGAAUAUAACUUAGGUCCUAAUGGUGCCAUUGUGACGUCGUUGAAUUUAUUCGCUACUAAAAUAGAUCAAGUUAUAAAAUUAGUAGAAAAGAGAUCAGAUAAAGUUCAAAAUGUCAUCAUUGAUACUCCAGGUCAAAUCGAAUGUUUUAUUUGGUCCGCCAGUGGAUCCAUCAUAACUGAAGCUUUUGCUUCUACUUUCCCAACUGUUAUUGCUUAUAUCGUUGAUACCCCAAGAAAUUCAUCACCAACUACUUUUAUUUCAAAUAUGUUAUAUGCUUGUUCCAUCUUAUAUAAAACUAAAUUACCUAUGAUUGUAGUGUUUAAUAAGACUGAUGUUAAAAAAGCUGACUUUGCUAAAGAAUGGAUGCAAGAUUUUGAAGCAUUUCAAGCUGCUUUAAAAGCUGAUCAAGAAUUAAAUGGUGAAGAUGGUACUUCAUCGGGUUAUAUGAGUUCAUUAGUCAAUUCAAUGUCUUUAAUGUUAGAAGAAUUCUAUUCUCAAUUAGAUGUUGUUGGUGUGAGUGCUUAUACUGGUGAAGGUUUUGAUGAAUUCCUUGACGCCGUUGAUAAUAAGGUUGACGAAUUUAAUGAAUACUAUAAAGCAGAAAGAGAAAGAAUCUUAAAGAAAAAGGAAGAUGAUGAAAAGAGACGUCAAGCUAAAUCAUUAAACCAUUUAAUGAAAGAUUUAGAUAUAGAUGGAAAGAAACCAAGUAAGGAUAGUGAUGUGUUAUCCGAUUAUGAAGAUGAACCAGAAGAUGAAGAUAAUGGUGAAGUGUUAAGAGAUGAAGAUGAACCAGAAAGAGAAUACACAUUCCCAGAAGAUCGAAAUUCAGAAGUAAAUAGUAAAAAUGAUGCCGAUUUACAGGCUAGAUAUCAAGCAGCUUUCGAAGCAACUUCAAAAGUGGCUUCAAACAAAACUAUGGAACAAAUGGUUGAUUAUAUAAAGCGUUGA